UGUUAUGUCCUCUACCGCAUCCCCACCCUGUCUCUUCGAUGGAUCUAUAUCGGAAUCCUCCUAAAAUGUGUUUUUCCUUUGCGCAAAAUUGCACAACCUCCUGCUCCAAACUAGUCAUUCGAAAGACCCUUGGUGUUCAAGAAAAAAGUUUGAGAGUCACUUCCUAGGGGGCUACCACCAACCAGGCUGCUGCUGCUGCUGGAGUUUUUCCAGGCGAUGCUUUUGCUUUUUGCAGGACACUGCAGGCUCCUCCCUUGCACGACGUCACCCGAUCCCGAUCUCUCCCAAAUCCUCAGCGAUAGUCGGCAACACAACACACUGAAUGUGGAGGCACUGGCAGAUCAGCGGGGCUGUGCGUAUAGCAGGAUAAAGCUACACUGUAUUUCAUUUAAAAAAAACAGAACGAAGAAAAGAGGGGGCGCAUCCAUCCCACCAUUCCCAGAGUUCCAACAACUUCACCGGCCUAGUAGUGUGCUGAUCUCUCCGGCUGCACACAGGGAGAACCGGGAACUUACGGAACUCAAAACACGGACGGUGCCAGCAGAUCAUCUGUUAGGUGCCUUGUCCAUUUUUGCAUACGGAAGAAAAAAAAAGGCGACAUUUCCCCGAAGGAAGUCUCCAAGUGUUGGCAAACUUCCCAGCUUCGCAGCAUCGAUCGAGGACCUCCCGCCCACUUUACCUCUGAUCCCCGAGUCUGUGCGGAGGGAGAGAGUCGUGCAGCCGCUGCGGACGCUGGAUGCAUGGAGCAACAAAGGCUACAUGCCUAAACUCCAAUAGCUGCUCUCCUCGCCUGCUGUUUUCCAAAAGACUCCCAUCACCUAAACCGGUCAAAUCGGCAGCCGCUUGGAUCUCAUUUUUCAUUUCGGCGAACCCGGGUCAGGUUUCUACUUAGAGCAAACUCUGCCAGACAGCCAAGAAAUCGUCGCAGACGUGAAAUUGGAUGCUUUGGCACGGAGAAGCGCAACACCGAUCCUCUAGUUUUACGAAAGUCUCCUACUGCUCAGUGAGGGAGAUCGACUAGUUUUGGACCAAAGUGGGAUUUGCACAAGUUGCAUGCUUGGUCUUUGUCGUCUCGAGUGAGACCCCCCGUUCAGCAACCCCUCAGGUUAUCAAACGAGAUCCGGCGGAUAGUUGAGGUGCCAUGGCGAUGUGUGUGGGGAUAUGGAUACUCCUGCUAGCGCUGCACGUCCAAGGUAAGCCGCAGACAUCAACGGGGAAUCAUCCAACACAUACUGGCAGCGGGCAGAUGGUACAGAUGGACUCCAAUAAGUCCGGCUUUGUGGGCUCACAAGUGGAACUGCGCUGCAUUUUCGUCAACAGUAACCCACCGGUCAAGAUCUCUCAAGUCACCUGGCAGAAGGUCCUCAACAGUAGCAAACAGAACGUGGCCAUAGCCAACCCGGCCCUGGGCGUGUCCGUCCUGCCGCCCUUUAAGGAGCGAGUCACCUUCAAGCAGGCCGCAGUCCGCCAUCGCACGCCCUCGCUGGAGGACACCACCAUCAUGUUCUCCGAGCUCCAGCUGUCUGACGAAGCUACAUACAUCUGCGAGUAUACCACAUUUCCUGCGGGAAACCGGGAAAACACGGUCAACCUCACUGUAUUUGCUCGGCCUAUGACACGCAUGACUCUGACAACGCCCACAAUUGUGGCCAGGGCCAGCAAACGCAAGAUGACUGUCGCCACUUGUGUGUCAGCCAACGGGAAGCCGCCGAGUGUGAUCAAGUGGGACACCAGGUUGAAGGGCGAAGCCACGUUCCAGGAGACUCGCAACCAAAACGGGACGGUGACGGUACGGAGCAAUUACGUGGUGGUGCCGAGCCGUGAGACCCACAAACAGAAGCUGACGUGUAUCGUGACGUACCGAGGCGAAAGGAUCUCAGACAGCGUGGUGCUCAACGUGCAGUACGAACCCGAGGUUAAGAUCGAGGACUUUGAUGGAAACUGGUUCCUGAACCGUCAGAAUGUUCAGCUGACCUGCAGGGCUGAUGCUAACCCCCCUGUCACCAUCUACCAGUGGAAACUCUUGAACGGUUCUCUGCCCAGUAAUGUGGAGAUCAAGAACAACACCCUGUUCUUCAAGGGACCGGUGACCUAUGACCUGGCCGGCACGUACGUCUGCGACGCCACCAACAGCAUCGGGACUCGCACUGGCAUUGUGGACGUCAACAUCACAGAAUUCCCUAACAACAUGCCACGCGGGGGCGAGAUCUCGCAGGAGCCGCACAAUACAGGCGCCGCCAUCGGGGGCGCCGUGGGGGGAGUGGCCCUGUUGGGCGUGGCAGCCAUACUGCUCUUCGUAUUCCUGCGCCGCCGCCAGCGCACCUUCAAGGGAGACUACAGCACCAAGAAACACGUGUUCGGUAACGGGUACAGCAAGGCCGGCGGCCUGCCCGCCCACCCCCCCAUCCCCAAGAACCUCCAGUACCCGGACGACUCGGACGACGAGAAGAAACCCGCCCAGAUCGGCGGGCCCGGAGGGUUUGAGGCGAGCGAGCGCGAUUUUGACGGCGAGCAGGAGGACCUGAAGAGGCCCUAUUUCACCGUGGACGAAGGAGAGAGCCGAGAUUAUGACGAGCGGACUCUGGCCUUCCAGUAUGACCCUGAACCUGAGAUAGCCGACGAUAUGGUCUCUCAGACCGAUGGCUCUGUCAUUUCUAAGAAAGAGUGGUAUGUGUAGUGGCAUGCAACCGCCAAGCCAAACCCUUUGUCCCCACCAACCUGCAUUCCACUGCACCCUUCACCUCCAUCACGACCCCGCCCUCCCAUUCGUCACACUGCAACCCUUUCACAGUCCCACUCCCUCUUUUGGUCCACUUAGUACCCCCCCUUCCCCCUGACCCCCACCCCCCAUCAAACCCCAUCCAACUAAUCUCAAUUAGAAGAGCAAGCGUCUAUUUAAUGUGCUAGCGACAUCAACUUCUCAGCAUUGGUAUCAGUUCCAUCAGGUGAAUGGGCAAAGAAUACAAACUAAGGUAUGUAAAUGGACUCGUUGUCCAGGGAGGUGAUUGGUUACUUCAUACUGAUGUAAUAUUCUUUUUGUGUAUUUUGUUUUUUCUUUUUCCAUGUUCUAAAUGUAUUAAAUGUAUAAAAAGAGACUGCAGGUUGAGGUUUGUUUUUGCUGAGCACAUUUGUGAAAGUCCUACACUGGAUGUGCGAUUAGUUAGUUUUUUUUUUUUUUAAUAACCAUUGCCUUUUUUUAUUAUUUUUUAUAAUGUCUUUUUGUAUGAUUUUUCAAGUGACCAGAUAAUUGAGAGUUAACUGUUUGACAUAAUUACAGGUGGAGUGCUACGUGUUUGUAAUGUUGUGGUCAAAUGUUUCAGAGAAAAAAAAAAAAAGCCGCCGCCACCAAACAGCACCUGUAUCAUUUCUCCUGUUUCUCACUGGGGUUAGCGUCCAUGAAAUGACUAAUUUUUGUAUAUUUGCAGCAUUAAAAGCAGAUGUGUUAUUGCUGUGUUCCAAAGACAUGCUAAUACACCCCUGUGUUAAUAGGCUGAGAGGGAGUCAGUCUACUGAGCGAUGUGGCAAAUGAAUAUUGAGUGUUUUUUUUGUUUUUUUUCCCAAUUCUUACCCUGAAUUUCAAUUGAUUUGAUUUGAAUUGAUUUUCCACAUCAGUGAAUUGGAAUAACAGGGGGAGUGAAGGGCUGCAGCAAUUUCUACUUUUUCAGUGGUGCAUCCCAAUCACGUCCAAAAGAGGUUUGAUGUUUCUCGGCGUCCACAGAAACCUUCAACAAUGCUCUGAAAUGUCACGAUUGUCACAUGAACAGGUUUGACCUGCGUACGCAAGCUCUCGAUCCUACCACUAUAAUGAAACGUGUAAAAUGAUUAAUCAUAACUAUGAUUUGUUCUAACCCUUCUUUUAUCAAAUGGAUGUGAGAGAAAAGUGUCUGGGAAGUUUCCCAACAAUGACUCUGUCUCUUCUUAUAAUUAUGUGACUGUGUGCUGAAGAAUUGGCUUAAGCCCCCCCCCACACCCCCCGCUUACACCAACAGCUGUUUUUCUAUAAAGAGUCGUCGUCCAUGGACACAAAGGACACGGAUGGGAGGAAAAUGUCAACAGAUGCUUUUGUUUGCGUCUGCAGAGAGAACAUUUGAACAUGUAAAGGGAAUUGAAAAUAUGACGGUGGCCAUGCUGGAGUAUAAUAAGUCACCUGCUGCUUUCAUGAUGGUUUUUUUUUCCAUCUUUUUUUUUUUUUUUCUUUCUAAAAUGAAUUUUAGUAGGUGUUUGGGGGAUGAAAGGAAUGAAUGGCUGUCCUUAUCUUAAUGUUGGAAAUCUGAAUUUGCCAAUAGGGCUGUCAGACGGCAUUAUAUAUAAAUAUAUAUAUAUAUGGCUUUUUAAAUCACUGUCAAUGACUGCCAGUGGAUGCUAGCAUAGAAAAUGACUUGUUUCUCCCCUCCACAUUGAGGUCCAUGACACAAUUAGCAAAAUGUGUUUGCUUCAAACAAAACAAAAAAAAGUUCAAUGUGUAAUAUCAGAUAAAACAGGAACAAAGGAGUAAAUCCAUGGAUAUAAACGACACACCUGGCUGGCUCUGAACAAUAUAAAUACUAUAUUAAGCCUUAUUUUAUGCAUGUUUUUGUGUUGGAGUGAAUGUGCGUAUUUUGCUAUUUUUUUCUGUAUCAAUUUGCAGUGCGUUUGUCCUCAUUUGCAGCUGAAAAGGCGACACUUUGUCAGUGUCGUCAGUAUUGACAGAGGUAAAGAGUUCAUGGGCACACAGUACCCAGGAACAAUAUUGCAGUUAACACACAAAAAAGUAUAUAUAUAUAUAUAUAUAUAUAUAUAUAUAUACAGAUAAAAAAAAACAACAUCUCUCAGAGAACAGCCUUCUCUGUCGGCUGGAGAUGUGAAUGUUUUACAGCCCAUGCUUGUCUGUAUGUUUUUAGAUGAGCAUGUUAAUCAUGAGCCUCAAUUUAUAUAUUGUAUUUUCAACACAAUUUAAAAUUACAAAGUGCGAAAUAUCAUGUUCUGAUUAAAAGUAUGUUGAUUUCCGUUUGGUUAGACUUUCUGUUGGUUUCAGUUUACUUCAGUUUUAUCCUCUACGGCCUCGUUUCUGUUGUUCAGUGUAUCCACUUCAGUUUGACAACAUACGCAAGGAUUUGCAACAGAAAGUUUCAGAGCGGGAAAACUAUAAUGACAGUCGCUGGGUUGUUUUAAAGUUCAAAAGCAAAAAUCACAAUUGAAUUGCCUUUACUUUAUGGUUCGCCUGCAGGUGAGCUGAUUUGCUGUGACUUCUUAAUUCCACAUAGUUUGCGUGUCACAGCAUAAAAGAGACAAACGUUUUUAUCUUUUCUUCCUGCAUUCAGUGCCUAUCAAGGACAGGAGACAUGAGCUAGUCUGAACAGUUGCUGCUCCAUCGUUUGAGUUAUUCAUGCCGCAGGAUAACAUAAUGAGUAAUAUUGAAGUAUGGCAUGGACUGCAAACCUCUUUGAAUCAGACGAGUGUUGGUUCUUUACUUGCAGUGACUUGUAGUUAAUACAGUGGGUAUGUUAUUCUACAUUAUCCCAGCCCCUGCUAAAUACUAACAAUGUGUCUGUACUUGACAUUUAAAUCAAUUGGUCUUCGAAAAGCUGCAUUCAUUACCAUUUUAAAGUUUAAUGCUGACACUGGAUAGUUUAAGUCCUUAAAGAGAUCAGACUUUUGCAACUUACUAGUCACACAUGGCUGACUUUUCUAAGCACAACAAUUGAAACGCUAAUCUAGUGACAAGCGAUUUCAGUUUCAAAAAAUGCAACUUUGGCCCAAAGCAAAGAUCAACUCUACCCCCUUUUUAAAGCACAAGUUUAAGGUUUCCAUUUCACCUUUUGGUCUGCAUCCGUUGUGAAACCACUGCCACACUUGCUUCUCAGACAUGUUGGAGAAAGAGAGCGAAACCUUUCGGGUUGGAGUCGGCAUUCUGUAUACUGGUAGAUGUGAACAUUGUCUUCAUGUUGUCGGGUGUUAUGAGUUCCUAUUUUUGUAAUACUGACUGUAACUUCAUUCCAUCCUAAUCUACUUUUUGUAUUCAGUGUGUUUCAACAUUCCACUGUAAAUACUGUACAUACGGUUGAGAUUAUAGUUGGGAUUUAUUUAGGGACAACUGCGUAGGGACCCUGUUCAUGUAAAAUAUACCUAUUUUGACUGCAAACAUAGAGACUGGAUGAUGGCUAGAUGAAGUCGAUGCAUAGCUUAUUUCCAAAGUCCCACCUAGAAAUGCUCCUCCGGUACGUUUUUGAUAUGCCACUAGAGGCGUCGCUGUUAUACAAAAGGGGUGACGCGUACAGUUUGUCAAAUUUAAUGUUAUUGAAAGAAAAAAGAGAGAAGCUGUCUGUAUGCAGCCAUGUGAAUGUAUAUUUCUGAGGGUGUUACAAAUAUGGAAAAAAAUCUCUUGUUCAAUUGUGAUGACCCAGUGAAGUAACUUGUAUUUGUUUUACGCAUUAAAUGAGUUCAAUAGUCAA
This is a messenger RNA of Sander lucioperca (pikeperch), 6431 nucleotides long. It is a transcript of the gene nectin1b, whose product is annotated as nectin cell adhesion molecule 1b. NCBI's taxonomy places the organism in Eukaryota, Metazoa, Chordata, Actinopteri, Perciformes, Percidae. Gene Ontology annotation, cellular component: adherens junction. The record is from RefSeq and is a predicted model, not a curated record. The transcript is spliced from 6 exons. The coding region runs from base 1142 to 2677 and encodes 511 amino acids. Gene Ontology annotation, biological process: heterophilic cell-cell adhesion; protein localization to cell junction; homophilic cell-cell adhesion.